AUGAAUCUCCUCAAUGCUUCCUGUCUACGCGGUAGAUAUAACGUGUUACCUAGAAUCGCCAUCUUCCCUUUGCUUGUCGCCAGCCCUUUGCGCUCGUCCUCGCUCUCGGCCAUUCACCGCGGGAUUCGAAACUCGGAGAAAGUCAGCGCCCAAGGCCACAGCUACGCCUCCUCCUCCAGGGGUAAAACGAAUAAAGCAAAGAAAGGCGGCAAGGGCAAGGAUAAGGGCAAGGGCGCGGGCAAGGGCAAGAAAAAUAACAAAAAGGACGACGGGAAUUCGGGAAAGAAGUCGAGAAAGGCACGCUUCAACGAUCCCGAUGACCCGUUCGGCCAGAAUAGCUUAGUCUUCCAGCUGAAGAAUGUCGGCGGCAAGGACGCGGGCAAAUCGGCAGGCGGCAAAAGAAAUCCCAAUCUACUGACACCGGAUCAGUUCAUGAAAGAUUUCAUGUCUAGUCCUACGCAGGGGAAGAAGUCGGGAACCGCCGCUAGCGUACCUCCUGCUGCUCGUCCUCCUCCCCCCUCCGCCCGCGCACCUCCUGCUGCUUCUCCUCCUCCUCCCCCCCCCGUCCGCGCACCUCCUGCUGCUGCUUCUCCUCCUCCUCCUCCCCCCGCCCGCGCACCUCCUGCUGCUGCUUCUCCUCCUCCUCCCGCGCAACCGGCGGGAUUCUGGAGCCCGCCACCUCCGUCGGGUGGCCCGCAGUCCGCCGGAGCGCCUAAGCAACCCUCUUACGAACCCUCUCGCGAUACCCCCCGUGAGCCUUCUCACACACCUUCUUGGGGCCAAACGAUACCGCAGGAUGAUGGUCCCGUUCGCAUCACUCGCACCACGGCAGCAUCGCAGUUCCUGUAUGGCCGUUCGUCGGUCGAGGCGGCGUUAAAACGAUCUCGGCGGAAACUGUACGCAUUAUACAUCUACAACGAUCUCGUCGAAGCAAUGGCCAAAUCUAGGGGGAUUCCCAUCAAGAGGGUGUCCAGCGAAGGUCUUCGAAUGAUGGACAAGAUGAGCGAGAACCGACCGCACAACGGCUACAUCCUCGAGGUGUCCCCGCUGCCGCAGUUGCCAGUCAAGGGUUUGGGGCCCGUGUCUACGGAUCCAAAGAAACCUGGCUUCGGGCUCGUGCUAAAUUAUCAGUCUCCGGAGGAGCAGGAAAUCAAUGGCGCAUCUGAAUUUGUCCCGAGCGCGCUGCCAGCCGGCCGGAUGCCGUUUGUCCUGCUCCUAGACGGCAUCCAGGACCCGGGGAACCUCGGAGCCAUCAUCCGAUCGGCCGCGUUCCUGGGCGCCGACGCGAUCGCCGUCACGAAGGGCGCCUCGUCGCCCAUCACGGCGGUGUCGGUCAAGACGUCGGCCGGCGCGGCCGAGAUCGUCACGCUGCUGUCGGUCGUUUCUCCGGUCGAGUUCAUCACGUCGUCCCGGGCAGCCGGGUGGGUGACGUACGCGGCCGUCUCGCCGGAGUCGGCGCGGUCCCGGGGCAACUCGCACUUCACGCUGGACCGGAUCGAGUCGUACGACCCGCUCGCGACCCAGCCGACGCUCCUGGUGCUCGGGAGCGAGGGCGAGGGCCUCACGCGCUCCGUCAGGCGGUGUACCGACUUCCAGGUCUCGAUCCCGAACCACUCCCAGGCACCGUCCCUCAUAGACAGCUUGAACGUCAGCGUGGCCGCGGGCAUCCUGUGCUCCGGCUUCCUGCGGAAGCAGUACCUCGGCCAAAGCACGAAAGAACCCGAACCCUCUCAGCUCUUCUGA
Molecule: messenger RNA, 1743 nt
Organism: Durotheca rogersii
Lineage: Eukaryota; Fungi; Ascomycota; Sordariomycetes; Xylariales; Xylariaceae
Product: Alpha/beta knot methyltransferase
Exons: 3
Coding region: 1-1743 (580 amino acids)
Biological process (GO): rRNA methylation
Cellular component (GO): mitochondrion
Molecular function (GO): RNA binding; RNA methyltransferase activity
Source: RefSeq, a predicted model, not a curated record